This is a messenger RNA of Candoia aspera, 4495 nucleotides long. RefSeq names its product formin like 1 (gene FMNL1). Gene Ontology annotation, cellular component: cytosol. Gene Ontology annotation, biological process: cortical actin cytoskeleton organization; cell migration; regulation of cell shape. Bases 301 to 3717 code for a protein of 1138 amino acids. The transcript is spliced from 26 exons. Gene Ontology annotation, molecular function: small GTPase binding; actin filament binding. The record is from RefSeq and is a predicted model, not a curated record. NCBI's taxonomy places the organism in Eukaryota, Metazoa, Chordata, Lepidosauria, Squamata, Candoiidae.
CAGUCCGCCACGGCCCUCGCUUCUGCUGUUUCCGGUAACUCCAACCGCCAGAGCAAAGUCAUGGACAACCGCCGCGGCUCCCUGCCUUUGAAGAUUUUUUAAACACGUGUCGGGAGUUCUGGAACACCCCCCACCCUUUUCCCGCCUGUUUUUUAAUUUUAUUUUAUGGGGGUGAUUUUUCUUAUAGGAAUCUCUUCCUCCCCUUGACCUGUUUCCUACUUCAGGGGGGGAAAUCGGGGGAAUUUUAACUUGCAGCCUUUUUCCUGAUUUAAUUUUAUUUUGUAAUAUUAAAAUCUGAGAAUGGGCAAUGCAGCCAGCAGCAUGGAAAUGUCUCCAGCGAAGGAGAUUAAAAGCCAACCAACCGCUUCUUCACCUUUACCCCCCAAACAGCCUGCACCCCCCAAACUACCCAUGCCCAGUGCCGAGGAAUUGGAAGAACGAUUUGGACAUGUUCUGAAUUCUAUGAACCUGCCACCAGACAAAAUGAAGCUUCUGAGCCAGUAUGACAAUGAAAAGAAAUGGGAAUUAAUAUGUGACCAGGAACGAUUCCAGGUAAAGAACCCACCAUCUGCCUAUAUCCAGAAAUUGAAGAGCUAUCUGGACACGGGUGGAUUCAGCGGAAAGUUUAAGAGACGAGUUCAAGAAUCUACCCAGGUUCUUCGGGAAUUAGAGAUAUCUCUGAGGACAAACCACAUUGGUUGGGUCCAGGAGUUCCUAAAUGAAGAGAACAAAGGUCUUGAUGUGUUGGUGGAUUAUCUUGCUUUUGCCCAGUGCUCUGUCACGUUUGAUAUGGACAGCACUGACAAUGGGAGCCCUGGGUCCGACAAGGGAAAAGCCCUGGACAGAUCUGUAGAGGACCUCAGCAGAAGCAAUUCCUCCCCCACACAGGGUUCCACCAAAACGAGGCACUUGACUGUCAGACUCAAUCUGGCACACAGCAGGAAGGCCCUACGGAACUCACGCAUCGUCAGCCAGAAGGAUGAUGUUCAUGUCUGCAUCAUGUGUCUCCGUGCCAUUAUGAAUUAUCAGUCUGGAUUCAGCCUUGUGAUGAACCAUCCAGCAUGUGUAAAUGAGAUAACACUCAGUCUCAACAAUAAGAAUCCCAGAACUAAAGCUCUUGUCCUUGAGCUGCUGGCUGCUGUUUGCUUGGUCCGGGGAGGGCACGACAUUAUUCUGGCUGCCUUUGACAACUUCAAAGAGGUUUGUGGCGAGAAGAACCGUUUUGAGAAGCUGAUGGAGUAUUUCCGAAAUGAAGACAGCAACAUAGAUUUCAUGGUGGCUUGUAUGCAGUUCAUCAAUAUUGUGGUUCAUUCUGUGGAGAACAUGAACUUCCGUGCCUUCUUGCAAUACGAGUUUACGCAGUUGGGACUUGAUGAGUACCUAGAGAAGCUGCGUUGUACCGAGAGUGACAAGCUGCAAGUGCAGAUCCAAGCCUACCUGGAUAACAUCUUUGAUGUAGGUGCCCUGCUGGAGGAUACUGAGACCAAAAAUGCCAUUCUGGAGCACAUGGAGGAUUUGCAAGAAGAGGUUGGACAGCUCACCGAGAAACUCCAGGAUGCAGAAAAUGAAUCUGUGGCCAAGAUUGCUGAGCUAGAGAAACAGCUGUAUCAGUCACGCAGUGAGCUGGAGGCCCUGAGAGCAAGAACAAGUGAUGAGCCGAACAAACUGGAUCAAAUCAGCAAAGCUAACAAGCCAGAAAGUCCCUCUUGGCUCCCAAUGCAGCUGCUACAAGAGGCAGAAGUAUCCCCACAAUACUCUGCCUUGGAGCACAACCUGGAAAAGCUAGAAGACAGGGGUUUAAUCCGGAUUCAGCGGGGGCCUGGCGGUGACAUCAUCAUUGGCAUUGAGGUCAUCCCUGUUGUUAUAGAAACUGCAGCAGCCUCCUCCGUUACUAUUGAAGCAUCUUCAUCAACUAGCACAGAUUACCCCUCCCCAUCUACAUCCCCUGUUCCCUCUCUUGCUCCAGAAAUACCACCAGCACCACCUCUGCCUUUCAUGAAAGACAGUGACUCUGUGGUUUUCCCAUCUUCUCAAGAGGAAGACCUGUCACCUCCUCCUCCUCCUCCUCCACCACCACCACCACCACCCCUACCAUGGGCCAGUGAGCCUCCACCUGCCCCACCACCAUCUGUGGUUGGAACUGUACCCCAAGCCCCGCCACCGCCACCGCCGCCUCCACCGCCCCUCUUAGCAUUGGAUGGCCCAGGUGCUCCUCCUCCCCCACCCCCUCCUCCCCUGGCUGAUGGAAUGACUCUGCCAGCAAGUACAGUCCCUGCAGCUGUCAAGAUCAAGAAGCCUAUACAGACCAAAUUCCGCAUGCCUGUCUUCAACUGGGUUGCUUUGAAGCCUAACCAGAUCAACGGGACUAUCUUCAAUGAACUCAAUGAUGAAAAAGUCCUUCAGGAACUUGACAUGAAUGACUUUGAAGAACAGUUCAAAACCAAAGCUCAGGGUCCCAGCAUGAACCUCAAUUCCAUAAAGGCAAAGACAUCACAGAAAGCUCCCAGUAAGGUUUCACUGAUUGAAUGCAACCGGGCAAAGAACCUGGCCAUCACCCUCCGUAAAGGGGGGCUUGCUGUUGACAGCAUUUGCAAAGCCAUUCAGAUAUAUGACUUACAGACCCUCAGUCUGGAUUUUCUGGAGUUGCUGAUGCGUUUCAUCCCCACGGAAUAUGAGUUGACACUAAUCCGCAAAUAUGAGAAGGACCAGCGACCACUGGAUGAGCUUUCGGAUGAGGACCAAUUCAUGAUCAAAUUCAGCAAAAUUCCCCGCCUAACAGAACGCAUGAACAUCAUGACAUUCUUAGGCAGUUUUGGAGAUACAGUACAGCUCCUUCUGCCACAACUAAAUUUUGUGAUUGUUGCUUCAAUGUCACUCAAGUCAUCUACCAAACUGCGCCAGAUUUUAGAGAUUGUCCUGGCAUUUGGGAAUUACUUGAACAGCAGCAAACGGGGAGCAGCUUAUGGAUUCCGGUUGCAGAGCCUUGAUGCGCUUCUGGACAUGAAAUCAACAGACCGGAAACAGACACUACUUCAUUAUAUAGUGCGGGUGAUCCAAGAGAAAUACCCUAAUUUCCUGAACUUUUCCAGUGAGCUGCACUUCCUGGACAAAGCAGGGACAGUGUCGCUGGACAGUGUGCUUCAAGAUGUGAGAAGCCUGCAGCGAGGCAUGGAGCUCACACGCAAAGAGUUCAUGCGCCAGGAUGACAGCAUCGUUCUCAAGGAUUUCCUAAAGACCAACACGGAGAUGUUGGAAAAGCUUCAGGCAGACAGUAAAACAGCACAGGAGGCAUAUGAGUCCACAGUGGAGUACUUUGGGGAGAACCCCAAGACUACCCCGCCAACUAUGUUCUUCCCCACAUUUGUGCGCUUUAUCAAAGCAUACCAGAAAGCAGAGGAAGAGAUCCAAGUGUGGAAGAAGCAGGAAGCAGCUGCCAAAGAGGAGGAGUCAGUUUCCCCCAGCAAAGAGGAACAGGCAGUAUCCAAGCAGUCUCCUACCCAUAAGGCCAAGCGGCAACAGAUGGACCUCAUAGCUGAGCUGAAGAAGAAGCAGAUGGUGAAGGAGCCUCUCAUUUAUGAGGAGAAGGAUGGUGCCAUUGAGGACAUUAUUUCAGGUUUGCGUACCCAGCCAUACCGGCGGGGGGACACCAGUCGGCACAGUGGCAGGAAACGGACCACUGGGCAGACUCUCCAGGCGACCUCCGAGAUCUCACUGUGACAGCCUUGAAUGAGAACAAGCUAACUAAGCCUUGGUUUGCUGGGUGAAGCAAGGACUCAAGGGUUCAAAGCCAAGAGGCCUGGACCAAAGGAAUAAAGGGAUUCAGGCCAAGAUGACUGUCCCCUCCCCUCCCCCCUCCCCCAUUGUAGGCUUUUGCACAUGCAAGUCCUGCUGGCUACAUUGCCCACUGGAUCAGCAACCUUGCUUCAUUUUGAGUAUAACAAUCAUCUUGGCCACACUGGACUGACCUACCAUGGCAGCAGUGGGCAGGAUGGGGAGGCUCAGCUGUGUACCACAGGGACAGCCAAUGGUGCUAGAAACCACCACCACCAAACCAACAAGAAGCAUCUUCCACCACUAAGAAUCUCUGUGGCUGCCGCUGCCUCUAAGAAAGGAAGAAAGGAAUCUGACAAGGGGCCAGAUCCUUCCUCCCUCCUCUCCUCUUUAUCCAACCUACUACUCUGGUUUCUUUCUCUAGCUGGGGCAUUCAUUCUACUUUAAUUCUUCAGUUCCUCUUCUGCCCUAGAGACAAGGUGGGAGAGGAUGGUCUGGCUGUUUUUCCUCAAGUGUCACAAAAAAUUGUGCUUGUCUAAGUGCUGAUGUGCUUGUAGGAUGGUUACUUCCUGGGAAAGUGUAACCUCAGGAUCAUCUAAGCCAUUAUAAAGUAGCAAAACAGGGCUAAUUAACUAGUAAAUCCAAGAUGACUUUAUGCUGUUCCUGAGUGGAGCAAACACUCUACAUACCAGUGUCUCUCACCCUGGGCAGCUUGAAGAUGUGU